UAACCCCGGAACAACCCAUCUUAAACUAGGAGAGGGCUUAGAAGUCCGUCGUCCGAGUCGUGUCUGGUUACAGCCACCCCCCCUCCAACCUCCGGUAUUGGAAUCCUCAUCUCUCCUUAGCAUCUCCUUCUGGAAGAAUAUCACUCAAGCACCUGAAGGUAGUUGGAAUUCCCUAACAAUGGAUAAAUUCGUCAUUCGAACACCUAGAAUCCAGAAUAGCCCACAGAAGAAACAUCCUGGAGGAAAGGUUUACAAGCAAGCCACGAUUGAAUCUUUGAAGAGAGUUGUGGUUAUAGAAGACAUAAAAAGAUGGAAAGCUAUGUUGGAGCUUCCUGAUCAAACCAAAGAAAAUCUACUUGAAGCUUUACAAGAAUUAAAGAAGAAAAUACCCUCCAGGGAGGUGUUAAGAUCAACGAGGAUAGGUCAUACUGUGAACAAGAUGUGUAAACACUCAGAUUCAGAGGUGGCUUGUCUUGCCAAAGAAGUUUACACUGAGUGGAAAAGCUUCAUUGAAAAACAUUUGGAUAGACCUUCUAUUGAAGUCCAAAGUGAUCCCAAAACUGAGUCAUUUCGAAAAAAUGCCCGGAAAUUACUCUCGGAAGCCUUGGAAUUAAAGAUGGAUCACCUACUGGUUGAAAAUAUUGAGCGGGAAACGUUUCAUCUCUGCUCCCGCCUCAUUAAUGGGCCGUACAGGCGGACGGUGCGGGCUCUGGUCUUCACAUUAAAGCACCGAGCUGAGAUCCGGGAGCAGGUGAAGAGCGGCGAGAUGCCGGUCGGCACGUUUGUACAAACCCACAAAAAGUGACCUGAGGACGGUCCCUACCCUGGGCCAGGCAGAAAGGAAAAUGGGCCUUGCUCGGCCAUUCAAAGAGUCUUUUGAGUUUGGGUGAGGCAGGUGCUGGCUGUGCUGGAUUUUCCCAUGGUGCCAUUCCUUCAGACAAGAUGCAGGGAUCCCUGGGAGACAGGCCUGCAGGAGCUUGCUUCAUUAGCUGCCUCAUGCUGCCACUGCCUAACAGGAUGCACACCGGCUGUCACUAGAAAGUACCAUACACUUGCCAUCACCCAACACAGUGGAAGGGUGACGGAUUUCACAGUGAGCUUGCCAAGGACACCUCUAAACUCCCCCAUGUCAGGCAGAUGAAGUUACCACUUUAUUUUGCCACCCUGCAGGUAACUGAAACUCAAUUACCACUGCUGCUCGCUCAGUUCCGUCCCCUUGAGUUUAGACAGCUCUGGUGCCUCUCAGAACUCCCCUGUCUGUUCUCUUUGCUCUACCCCAGGGGUGAGCCUGCCAGAGCCUGCGACCAGCCCUGCUUGCCAGUGCUCACUUAUCUGAGCCUUUCAGCUCUCCCUGGAAGACCUUCAGGGAUGGUCUCCCAAGCCCCCAUGCUGAGGCUUCUAAUGAGCUGGCCCAAAGCCUCCCCAUACCUCAGGGUUUAUUUGAAUAGUCGCUCUGUAGAAGAUGCAUAAUGAAAUUUCUCUCACAAUAACUUACUGCAGUAGGAAAAAAUACAUAUUUUCAAUGAAAUACCUCUAUACAAGCCUGCUCAAAUGAUUAUGUAAGUGAUGCUUACUUUUCAAAAAAGUAACAAUAAACUGAGAUGUGUAUCCUAAAA
Molecule: messenger RNA, 1616 nt
Organism: Nannospalax galili (Upper Galilee mountains blind mole rat)
Lineage: Eukaryota; Metazoa; Chordata; Mammalia; Rodentia; Spalacidae
Gene: Tceanc2
Product: transcription elongation factor A N-terminal and central domain containing 2
Exons: 5
Coding region: 179-805 (208 amino acids)
Biological process (GO): DNA-templated transcription
Cellular component (GO): nucleus
Source: RefSeq, a predicted model, not a curated record